CCCCCCCCCCCCGCACACAGCCCGGAGCUGAGGAAGUCAUCCAAGCCCCACCCCAGCUCUGCACAGGGAGCGGAAAUACUUGUCCUUGUUGGGGCUGAUGGGGAGACGAUAGAGCCAUGACGUCCUCCUUCCUGUGGGCCCAGAUCCUGAGCCCUCAGCAGCCACCCAAGGUCUCCCCACGUCCCAGGCUUCUGCAACUUGCUCACAACUGAAGAGCCAGCCUUCACAGGGGAGAAAUGGACAGCAGCUCAAGAGCCCCGGGAGCCCCUCUCCACAUCUGCCCCCUCCGGAGUCCUUGCGGUGCCUUUAACGCUUGAAGCACCUAGGAAUCCACGCAGCCCCAGACUAUGUGAUUCGCCUGUCCCCAGAACACAGGUAAGAAGGGGUUAGGGGCUAAAAACCCUUAUCACUGAGUGAAAGACUGGAUGGGGUACAACGACGGCCAGUUUAGGCCAUCCUGUCCAAGUGUGGGUCUCCCAGCUGGCAGGUCCAUGGCUGGCAGGUCUGUGCCCCCCGGACGCCAGGAGGAGGACACUACCAAAGACCCUGGGCUCAAACGAUCGCCGGUGAGGCCUCCAGGCCACCUGCCCAGUAUUGAUGAGGCGCGACUAGCAGGUCUGGGCCCGUCCUCCCGCCGUGGCUCUGUGCUGGGCCCAGCCUCAUCCUUCUCACGUCGCAACUCGCUGGCAGGACCAGGCGCAGGUCCGGGGGGUCGACGACCAUCUCUGGGCCCAGUGCCUCCUCUGGGCUCAAGGGUUAGCUUCUCGGGGUUGCCCCCAGCCCCCCUGCGUUGGGUGGCGCCCUCCUACCGCACAGAGCCUGCGCCAGGGGAGCGCUGGGAGGCCGCGCGCGUACAGCAAGCCCUGGAGGCGGCGCUGGCUGCUCGCCUGUGCCACGCUUGCUACUCGGGCGCUGAGGCCGGGCCGCUGGCUCGCGAGCUGUGCGAGCUGCUGCGUGUGCGCCUGCGCGAACUCUGUCCCCCGCGCUACAAGCUCGUGUGCAACGUGGUGCUCGGGCCGCGCGUUGGCCAGGGCGUGCACGUGGGCAGCCGCGCACUCUGGGACACCGAGCGCGACGGGCUGGCCUCUGCCGCCUUCACCAACGCCUCCCUCUUCGCCGUGGCUAUGGUCCACGGGCUCUACUGCGAGUGA
Molecule: messenger RNA, 1151 nt
Organism: Mirounga angustirostris (Northern elephant seal)
Lineage: Eukaryota; Metazoa; Chordata; Mammalia; Carnivora; Phocidae
Gene: DYNLT4
Product: dynein light chain Tctex-type 4
Exons: 2
Coding region: 426-1151 (241 amino acids)
Biological process (GO): microtubule-based movement
Cellular component (GO): cytoplasm; cytoplasmic dynein complex
Molecular function (GO): dynein intermediate chain binding
Source: RefSeq, a predicted model, not a curated record